This is a messenger RNA of Fundulus heteroclitus (mummichog), 3293 nucleotides long. RefSeq names its product transmembrane and coiled-coil domains 3 (gene slc9d1). Gene Ontology annotation, molecular function: potassium:proton antiporter activity. The coding region runs from base 738 to 2762 and encodes 674 amino acids. The record is from RefSeq and is a predicted model, not a curated record. The transcript is spliced from 15 exons. NCBI's taxonomy places the organism in Eukaryota, Metazoa, Chordata, Actinopteri, Cyprinodontiformes, Fundulidae. Gene Ontology annotation, cellular component: membrane. Gene Ontology annotation, biological process: proton transmembrane transport; potassium ion transmembrane transport.
UAUGUCACCCUGGGAGAGAGAGGGUGAACCAACCCCGCCGGUUGGAGCUGGACUGACAGCUCCGUAAACAAAACAUUUAGAGAAUAAGUCGUUUAAAAAAAUCGACAAACUACAGAGCAGAAAAAAAAACACAACUUUCAACAACAACAAAAAAAAAAAAAAACCCAGACGCGCGUCCGCGGGGUGGUGUUCAGAGAGAGCGGCUAAGACUCACCGUUGCUCUCCCCUCCUCCUGUGUGCUGGGAGACCGGCGUCACCAACGGCUGGACGGGAGGAAGCAGCAGCAGCAGCAGGAGGAGCAGGAGGAGCAGGAGGGAGCGCCCGCUCUGCUCCGCCGCUGGCUCCGGCUAUGUGGCAGGGGAGGGGUGUCGGUGUCGGUGUCGAGCAACAACUACACGAUUGUUCCCGUUUCUGCUUCUUCCUCCGCUGAGCCAGGAGGAAGCGAGGACUUCAGGUCACUAGCAGCCGCAGCUUUUGCUUAAUCAUCCGCGCGUGGAGCCAAACUGAUGGACGUUUUGUUUUUUUUGUUUUUUUUACCGGCUGCGGUGUUUUCCGGUAUGUUGGACUCAGGGUGCUGCUUGGGACGAUGUGAACAGUGGUGCCCCUGAUCUCCAGCGAUCAGACGAAGGAAGGAGGACAGAGGAGGAGUUUCCUUGAAAUUUAGAGGAGCCCAGCUUGACUCAUGCUGCCUAAGGUCUCACGUUUCUCAAACUCCUCGCCUUGGUGAAGCGGUUUGGAUGCAGGUCCUUUGCUGGCUGCUGUGCCUCGGCCUGUCUGAGGCACUCGCCGUGCUUCCAAAGGAGCAGGUGGCCCGGCAUGCCGCCAAGCUCUACCGGAGCAAAACGCCGGCGCACGGCCACAGCUGGGUGACCAACAACUGCAAGCGGCUGGUGGGUCUGCUGCGGCAGAAGAAUGUGGCCGUCAACAAGCUGGCGGUCGCUGCCGUGGCCGCGGGAAGAGACCAAAGCCUGUCAGAGCCAGAGAAGCACUUCCAGGUUCACACCCUGGAGGUUUUCCAGAAGGAGCUGAACGAGAGCGAGCACCUGGUGUUCCAGGCGGUGCACGGCCUGCAGAGGGUGCUGCAGGGAGACUACAGGGACGUGGUCAAUAUGAAGGAGAGCAGCAGGCAGAGGCUGGAGGCCCUCAGAGAGGCAGCUAUAAAGGAGGAACAGGAGUACAUGGAGCUGGUGGCUGCGGAGAAGCACCAGCAGGAAGCCCUGAAGAGCGCUUUGGCCCAGAACAAGACGCUGUCCAUCCUGGAGGAAAUCCUGGAGGACGUCCGGAAGGCAGCGGACCGCCUGGAGGAGGAGAUCGAGGAGCACGCCUUCGACAACAACAAACAGAUGAAGGGAGUGAAUGUCGAAGCGGUGCUCAGAGUGGAAGAGGACGAGGAGAAAGGAGGGAAGAAGAAGAACAAGUCCACCCAGGAAGAGGUGGAGGAUGGUUUGGGGCUCAGCAUGCUCAUUGACUCGCAGAACAACCAGUACGUGCUGACGAAACCCCGCGACUCCACCAUGCCGAGAGCAGACCAUCACUUCAUCAAGGACCUGGUGUCAGUGGUGAUGCUGUCCCUGCCUUGCGGCUGGGUUUGCUCCCUGAUGGGUCUUCCUCCUAUGUUUGGCUACAUCAUGUGCGGGGUCCUGCUCGGCCCCUCUGGCCUCAACAGCAUCAAGUCUAUAGUCCAGGUGGAGACUCUGGGAGAGUUGGGCGUCUUCUUUACUCUCUUCGUGGUCGGGUUGGAGUUCUCCCCCGAGCGCCUUCGAAAGGUAUGGAAGACCUCAGUUCAGGGCUCGUGCUACCUGAGUCUGCUGAUGGUGGCGGCCGGGCUGCUAUGGGGCCAGCUUCUUCACAUCCGGCCCAACCAGACGGUCUUCGUUUCCACCUGUCUGUCCCUGUCCAGCACUCCGCUGGUGUCGCGCUUCCUGGCAGGAGGAAGCAGGGUGGACAGGGAAGGGGAACUGGACUACAGCAGCGUUCUCCUCGGGAUGUUGGUGAUGCAGGACGUUCAGCUCGGCCUCUUCAUCGCAGUCAUGCCCACUCUGAUCCAGGCGCAGAACGGAGACUUGGACAGCGUUCUGUUCGGAGGUCUGCGCGUGCUGAAGCUCCUGGCUCAGGUGCUGGUGUCGCUGGCCGCCGUGCUGCUGCUGUGCUUGGCGCUCAGGUCCUUUCUAAUCGGUCCGUUUUACAAGAAACUUCACGCCGAGAGCAAAGGCAACAAGGAGAUCCUGGUGCUGGGGAUGGCAGCUUUUGUCUUUUUCAUGCUGACGGUGACAGAGCUUCUGGAUGUUUCCAUGGAGUUGGGCUGCUUCUUGGCAGGAGCUUUGCUGUCGUCGCAGGGCCACAUGGUCACAGCCGAGGUCAUGGGGUGCAUCGAGCCAAUCAGAGACUUCCUCGCCAUCAUCUUCUUUGCCUCUAUUGGUCUUCACGUGUUCCCUACCUUUGUGCUGUACGAGCUCACCAUCCUGGUAGUGCUGACGCUUACACUCGUCGUCAUGAAGUUUGUCAUGGCCGUGCUGGUGCUGUCGGCCAUCUUGCCUCCGAGUUCCCGACACAUACGGUGGAUCGUCUCCGCUGGUCUGGCUCAGGUCAGCGAGUUCUCCUUCGUCUUGGGCAGCCGUGCGCGUCGCGCUGGCAUCAUCUCCAGGGAGGUGUACCUGCUGGUCCUCAGUGUCACCACGCUCAGCUUGCUGCUGGCUCCGCUGCUGUGGAGAGUCACGACACACAGAUGGGUUCCUCGCGCCGAACGCAAGGCGCUCACGUGACCUCACCGACUUCAGGGCUAAAAAGUGUUCCCCGGUGACUUUUCCAGAGUUGGCAGCGUUAUCGCAUGAAGUCUAUUACUUUUUCUGCUGGACCAAAUCUCUUUUUACUGCUGCUCAUAAUAUUGAAAGCAGAAAAGAAACAUCUGCUAGCUUUUGACUGGAAGGUUUCUUUUUUUUUUUAUCCUUUGACUGUUAAGUUUCUACUGUAUGUUGACCAUUAUAUUUCAUUACACUGAACUCUAUCUGAUUGUGUACAUUAACAUUGUCUUAAAACUGUUCUGUUGUUAGAACCAAACAUACAAACAACCAUGGACUGAACCUGACAUUUGUUCAAUAUUAAGUUUUCAGGUAAAUGGUUGCCUAUUUGGGGGUGUUUUUCCCUAUAGACACCAUUACACUGCUGUUUAUGCUUUCUCUGUUGUGAUUCAGGUUAUCAUUGAUAACAGAUUCUGCCUCGUGCUGAGGUAAAAGGUCUCCACUGUAUAACAUUAGAACAUAUUAUAUAUUACAACAUAAUCUCUGACAAUGGUA